Messenger RNA from Lethenteron reissneri (Far Eastern brook lamprey), 1216 nucleotides. Its product is annotated as mucin-2-like. The record is from RefSeq and is a predicted model, not a curated record. Lineage: Eukaryota; Metazoa; Chordata; Hyperoartia; Petromyzontiformes; Petromyzontidae.
GGCUCCAAUAUAAAGGGAGACGCUCGAGGAGUUGACGAAACAAGCAACGGAGCCGCGACUGUGCGGAUUUUGGGUCUCACAACGCACGAGACGGCUCACUGGGUCAUCGCUAAAUCGACAGCAAGCCAGGAUGCGCUACACGGAGACGGUCAGAGUGAUGAUGGUGAUGGUGGUGCCGCUGCUGCUCUUGGCUGCGCGCUGGAGCCUCGCGGAAGACACCGCCAUGCCAGGCCGCACCGAGCCCCCCGCGACCACGAAAGCCACGGGUUCCCUCACGAGUCCCACGUCCUCGACCGCGACCCCUGAAGGUGUACCCUCGGCGAUCUCAACCUCGGUUAUCGUGGUGGCGACGACCAGGAAUCCAGCUUCUCCGAUGUCGGGAGUUCCGAUGUCGGCAGCUCCGACGAACGAUGUGAACUCCUUCAGCCCCGCUAAUCUGAUGCCGUCAGAAACCAAGACCACUGUGACAUCAAACUCAUCAUUGCCAUCAUCAUUUUCAUCAUCGUCAUUUAUACCAUCGUUGCAACCUUCAUCAUCACCAUCAACUCAUGUCACAUCUGUGCUAAAUCCAGGAGUCACUGAAACCAUCUCGCCACCAUCAUCAUCACCACCACCACCAUCAAUAUCACCAGCAGCAGCAUCAGUCCACAGGAAGGACACCCAAGACCCAAAGGAAAGAGUUCUGGAGGCGUCCACGGCAGGGAACACAAACACCGCAGCCAGCGGCACCCGUGCAGGAUCGACAUCGUGGCACCCGAAGGCGCUCCCCCAGGAACCCAGCAUUGGAGGCAAACUCAGACCACGUGACUCCUCUCAGUGGCAAGGACAGCAAACCACGACCACGGCGCCCCCGCCGGCGUCCGCGCCGUUGUCCCCCACGACGGUCGUCUGGGGGAUCCUGGGCGUGGUGGCCGUGGUGGGCGUGAUCGUCCUGAUCGUCGCCUACCUCAAGCGGCCGCGCUACUGCUACCCCUCCUCCUCGAGGGACCACGACCUGGAGGCGAUCCCCAAGAACGGCUGCCCCGACAGCCCGGGCCGGGGAAGGGGCCGCCGCGGGCCUCCUCCGCGGGUCGCGUUGAACGGCUCGGGGGGCCAGCAGAGCGGCCACGCUUACGACGAGGAGGACACCACCUUGUGAGCCCCCCACCCAGCCCUGCAACCGGUCGAGACUGGGACCACCGGUGUCACGACGAUCCACGUGUGUGUUGGGGGAGGG